This is a messenger RNA of Larimichthys crocea (large yellow croaker), 3154 nucleotides long. It is a transcript of the gene gpr176, whose product is annotated as G protein-coupled receptor 176. Gene Ontology annotation, cellular component: plasma membrane. NCBI's taxonomy places the organism in Eukaryota, Metazoa, Chordata, Actinopteri, Sciaenidae. The record is from RefSeq and is a predicted model, not a curated record. The coding region runs from base 484 to 2202 and encodes 572 amino acids. Gene Ontology annotation, molecular function: G protein-coupled receptor activity. Gene Ontology annotation, biological process: G protein-coupled receptor signaling pathway. The transcript has 3 exons.
UCAGUCUACCAACAAACAGCCUCCAACAGUGCGAUUGGCAGCGGCAGCGAGAGUAACAGCCUGACAGACGCAAUAUAUAUUUAUAUAUAUAUAUAUUAUUUUUUUCCCCCUUGGAAGGCGAGAGUGUGUUCUCGGUGCUGCAAGCUUCGUUCCCGGAAUGGACACUUCGCAACCCGGUGUGUUUUUAGGUGCACUGGGUGUCAGAGAGGAGCAUCCUGCGCACGGAUUUCACUGACUGAUUUCAUGCAUCCGCAUUGGGAAAUGAUGGAGCUGGUUAGAACAGACAGCAGCUGCGCGCUACCUGUGUCACCCUCACAUCUCCAUUGACAACUCUGCAUGUACAUUUUCUUUUAUAUUUAUAUAUAUAUAGAGAGAGAUUUUACUCUUUGUGAUCAGAAAUGCUUCUUCAAUGCUGGCUGCUGACAUCCCACCAGCCUUCUUAAACCUUGUCAGGAUCGUGUGGGUGAGGGGGGGUGAACCGACAUGGAUAGUGGGAAUCGGGGGAUCGGAGACGUUGCAGCCAAUUUCACAGCAGCCUACCUCAGGCUGGAUCUCCUGAACGCUUCGAGCCCGCCGACCCGGUGGGACAGCAGUCCACCUGCUGAAGGGGCCGGGCUGGAUGAGCUGGAUCAGCAGCGACUCAUCCGAGAGCAAGCCUACCGGGACUUCACCACCACCAUUCAGGUUUUAAUCCUCAUAAGUUCGCUCCUCGGAAAUGCCACGGUGUUGUGGUGCACCUGCUGCACGAAUGUCUUUAAGUCCGUGACAAACCGAUUCAUCAAGAACCUGGCGUGUUCGGGGAUCUGCGCCGGCUUGGUCUGCGUUCCCUUCGAUGUUGCGCUCGGAGCCAGCCCUCGCUGCUGCUGGUGGCUUCACACUCUGCUUCUCUGCAAGGCCAUCAAGUUCCUCCAUAAGCUCUUCUGCUCAGUCACUGUGCUCAGUUUCAGUGCCAUCGCACUUGACAGAUACUACUCUGUGCUGUACCCACUAGAGAGGAAGAUCUCAGAUGCAAGAUCCCGAGAUCUGGUCAUCUAUAUCUGGGUACACGCGACGGUGGCGAGCCUCCCCGUGUUCGCUGUGACCAAUGUGACUGAUGUUUACGUCACCUCGUCCUGUUCAAAUGACUACGCGCACUCCCUGGGCCACAUGGUGUACGUGUUGAUCUACAAUGUUACCACGGUGAUCCUCCCUCUCGCCCUGGUCUUUCUUUUCAUGCUGCUGAUCCGCAGGGCGCUCAGUGCCAGUCAGAAGAAGAAAGUGAUAAUUGCGGCACUGCGGACUCCCCAGAACAGCAUCUCCAUCCCGUACGUGUCCCAGAGAGAGGCUGAGCUACACGCCACUCUUCUAGCUGUGGUGCUGGCCUUCUCAGCUUGCAGUGCUCCCUAUGGGGCCUUGGUGGUUUAUCGAACCGUUUUGGCAGAUACUAAAGAGCUACCCAUCUCACUGUACCUGACAGCGCUCUGGCUACCCAAGGUGUCCCUGCUCACCAACCCACUUUUGUUUCUAACUGUUAACCGCUCAGCGCGUCAUAGCUGGCUGGACUUGAUGGCCAGGAUUCGCAGACGUUACAGCCGCCGUAACGUGGUCAGCACCGGGGGUCUGGCCUCUUUAGGAGCGGAGGGUGUGAUCGGCGAGCCGGUGGGACUGGAGACAGCCGGACGCUCUGGGAGCCAGCUUCUGGAGAUGUUUAAUAUCGGCCAGCAGCAGAUCUUCAGGCCCUCUGAGGAAGACGAGGAAGAAGAGGAUGUAGAGAAUGAGAUCCCUUCUCAGGGAUCAGUGCGCUGUUCUGGAACUAAAGAGGACCACAAGGGUGGGUCCAGACUGGGGAGCCUCAGAGGGGAGGUGAUCACCAAAAAGGACCCUUUGCAGGGGACAGGGGGAGGGUUGAUCAUCACCAAGGAUGGCCCUCCUUCAAUCAUAGCACCCCGGGCUUCUCCGGUUCACUCAUGUGCUUAUGCUUCUUCGUCUCAGGUGGCACCAGCUACACCUACAGAAGCUGAGGACUCCCCACAGUUUGGAUUUGGACCCUUCGAACUGCCACCUCAGUGGUUACCAGAGACCAGGAACAGCAAGAAAAGGCUGCUGCCUCCGCUUGGUAACACACCCGAGGAGCUGAUCCAGACCAAACUGCCCAGGCCGCGACCUGAACGAAGGAUCAGCAGGAACAACAAGGUCAGCACCAUCCCCGCAGUGGACCCAUGAACUAUUCCUGCUGCACACAAUUCAUUUACUGGCUAUGCCUCUUGGGUUGACCUGGCCUUGGGGGGAUAUUGAUGUGUCAAACUGCUCACUGAGAGUGGUUCAUUUAAUCCAUUUCACAUUUUUUCAGAUGUUCUCAGACGCAGUAGUAGCCAGUAUCCAGGUUCUCCGCUGCACAAAAACUAGGCGCCUGAGGCACCACGGCUUGCUUACUGGAUGAAAAUCCAUUUGAUAUUAAAUAUUAACAAUCCUGCGAGAAAUAUGUUCGCUCAGUCCAACUAAAAUAUGGAUGGAUCACUCCCACGGUGGCUCCAUGAUUGAGAAGGCAGAUACCUUUUUGUAUCUCACUUUUCUGAUUAGAGCUGGCAUCAGCAGUUAAAUGAACACACUGUACAAAUCCAAUUAUCCUGAGAGAUGCACUGAUAUGGAAUAAUAAUAUUUCCAUAGCAAAUAAUCAAGCGAGGAUAUUGAACCUCCUAAACGUAACAUUUUGUGAGAUGCUUAUGCCGUGAUUGCACUCUAUAAAUGAACACAUGUCAGUGUCAGUCCGUUCGUUUAACCCUUUGUAGGACUGUUUUUUUGUAACUAUGUUUGACAAGUUGUACAAUAUUUGGGAUUAACUCGCCCUUUGCUGGCCUUUUUUUUUUUUCUUCUCAAAUCUCACUUUUGGAAUAUUCACAUUUCUUCUAAUGUGGUAGAUGUUGUUGUCAUUUGUACUUUAAAUGUAAGUGGAUUUGAUAAAAUGGGAAAACGCAGAUGUACUGUAUGCAAAUACGUGUUAUAAAAAUGUACAAUUUUCAGAGUUUGACUGUGUGUUUAGACUUGUUUUUCUGGAACACAAAGUGCGUCAAAUAGACAGAAAAAAAUGUGAGAAUAUUAUCGGUAUGUUUUGAUAAAGAAUAAGAAAGGAAAGCAAGACUUUGGGGAUCUUUUACUCCCCUUUUAUCCAUUUCAU